Molecule: messenger RNA, 1236 nt
Organism: Thermochaetoides thermophila DSM 1495
Lineage: Eukaryota; Fungi; Ascomycota; Sordariomycetes; Sordariales; Chaetomiaceae
Product: pyruvate dehydrogenase-like protein
Exons: 4
Coding region: 1-1236 (411 amino acids)
Biological process (GO): pyruvate decarboxylation to acetyl-CoA
Cellular component (GO): intracellular membrane-bounded organelle
Molecular function (GO): pyruvate dehydrogenase (acetyl-transferring) activity
Source: RefSeq, a predicted model, not a curated record
AUGUUUUCUCGAGCGGUCCGGUUAUCGCGGGCUGCGCUGCCCAUCCGCGUCGCUUCCCAGCGGGUUCCUAUUGCUGCUCGUCGGAGCGUCACCACAAAUGCAGCUCAGGCGCAAGUCGACAAAAGCACCAUCCCUGAGUCCGAGGAUGAGCCCUUCACCAUCAGGCUCAGCGACGAAAGCUUCGAAACCUAUGAGCUCGAUCCCCCGCCUUACACCCUGGAGGUGACCAAGAAGCAGCUCAAGCAGAUGUACUACGACAUGGUCGUGGUCAGGCAAAUGGAGAUGGCUGCCGAUAGGCUAUACAAGGAGAAGAAGAUCCGUGGCUUCUGCCACCUUUCUGUUGGUCAAGAGGCUGUGGCCGUCGGUGUUGAGCAUGCGAUCGAGAAGACCGACGACGUGAUCACUUCCUACCGGUGCCACGGUUUCGCCUACAUGCGCGGCGGCACCGUCCGCUCAAUCAUCGGCGAGCUGCUUGGCCGCCGUGAGGGUAUUGCCUACGGAAAGGGUGGCUCUAUGCACAUGUUCACUAAGGGCUUCUACGGCGGCAACGGUAUUGUCGGUGCCCAAGUUCCCGUCGGUGCUGGUCUGGCUUUUGCCCAGAAAUACACCGGCGGCAAGAAGGCCACUGUCAUUCUUUAUGGUGACGGUGCCAGCAACCAGGGCCAGGUCUUUGAGGCUUUCAACAUGGCUAAGCUUUGGAACCUUCCAGCUCUAUUCGGCUGCGAGAAUAACAAGUACGGCAUGGGCACGUCUGCUGCUCGCUCUUCGGCUCUUACCGACUACUACAAGCGCGGCCAGUACAUUCCCGGUCUGAAGGUCAACGGCAUGGAUGUCCUUGCUGUCAAGGCUGCUGUCCAGUAUGGCAAGCAGUGGACGGUUGAGGGCAACGGCCCCUUGGUCCUUGAGUACGUCACCUACCGCUAUGGUGGUCACUCCAUGUCCGACCCCGGCACUACCUACCGCACCCGUGAGGAGAUUCAGCGCAUGCGUUCGACCAACGACCCCAUUGCCGGCCUCAAGCAGCGCAUCAUUAACUGGGGCGUCGCAACGGAGGAGGAGGUCAAGGGCAUUGACAAGGCUGCCCGUGCCCAUGUGAACGAGGAGGUUGCCGCUGCGGAGGCCAUGGCUCCUCCUGAGCCCACUGCCAAAAUCCUCUUCGAGGACAUCUACGUCAAGGGCACCGAGCCUCGGUACAUUCGUGGCCGCACUCUUGAUGAGGUCUACUACUUCAACUAA